Molecule: messenger RNA, 16911 nt
Organism: Haemorhous mexicanus (house finch)
Lineage: Eukaryota; Metazoa; Chordata; Aves; Passeriformes; Fringillidae
Gene: EPPK1
Product: epiplakin 1
Exons: 2
Coding region: 129-15428 (5099 amino acids)
Biological process (GO): intermediate filament bundle assembly; wound healing
Cellular component (GO): cell junction; cytoskeleton; membrane
Molecular function (GO): keratin filament binding; structural molecule activity
Source: RefSeq, a predicted model, not a curated record
AAACGUGCUCUGCUCCGGGGCAGGAAGCAGCGGCAAGGCGGUGGAACGCCGGGCACCUGCCAGGGGAGCCCGUGGUGUGAGCACCGUGCGCAGAGUCCUGGGAGCUGAGGAAGGAGUGCAGCAGGAGGAUGGAGAGCAAGCCAGCAGUGAAUGGCCAGGCUGUUCCUGGCUCUCCUGGGGAAGACGUGUCAGGCACAAACCACUUGUGCCAGGACGUGAUGCCGUGCAAGCAGCAAAAGGCAGCUGGCAGGGAUGCGGGGCCGGAUGCUCCCGGGGAGCCCUCGGAGACAGCUGGCAGCAUUGCAGGCGUCUAUGUAGAGGCUUCAAAGAGGAUAAUGAGCUUUUAUGAGGCCACCAGAGAGCAUCUGCUGAGCCUGGAUUCGGCCCUGUGCCUCCUGGAGGCGCAGGCAGCCACGGGCUCCAUCUCCGACCCGCUGGGGAGCCGUCGUGUGCCCGUGGCCGAAGCCGUGCGGAUGGGGCUGGUGGGGCUGGAGCUGAAGGAGAGGCUGCUCUCGGCUGACAGAGCUGCUACUGGCUUCCUGGACCCCUACACAGAAGAGAAAAUCUCCCUCUACCAGGCCAUCCAGAAGGAGCUGGUGGGGAGGGAGCAGGGCAUCCGCCUCCUCCAGGCCCAGGUGGCGACGGGAGGCGUCAUCGACCCGGCCACCGGCGGCCGGCUCCCGGCAGGUGUGGCCUGUGAGAGGGGGUAUCUGGAUGAGGAGAUGAGCCAGCUCACCUCUGACCCCGGCAAUGAGGACAGCAAGGUGUUCCUUGACCCCAGCACGAUGGAGAAGGUCACUUACUCGGAGCUGAGGAAGAGGUGUGUCAUGGAUCCGGCCUCAGGCUUCCUCCUCUUGCCGCUGCAAAUCACAUUCCCGGGGCUGCGAGGGAGGGUGAGCAGCAGGGACCUGAUGGACUCUGGCAUCAUCAGCUCUGACGUGUUCCGAGGCCUCGAGGAGGGAAGAGUUUCUGCCCAGGAGCUGGCAGAGAAUGACAUUGUUCAGCACUUCCUGCGUGGGACGAGGAGCGUGGCUGGUGUUGUCCUGCCUUCCGGAGAGCAGAAGAGCCUUUACCAGGCACUGAGGGAGCAUCUCCUGGUGCCCGGUGCUGCUCUCAUGCUCCUGCAAGUCCAGGCCUCCACCGGCAGCCUGACAGACCCCCUGAAGAACAAAAGCUACUCCGUGGAUGAGGCUGUCAGGGUUGGUCUCGUUGGCCCAGAGCUUUAUGAGAAGCUGUCUUCAGCUGAGAAAGCCAUCACUGGAUACAGGGACCCGUCCACCGGAGGAAUGCUCUCCCUGUUCCAAGCCAUCAGGAAGGGCUUUGUUCCCAGGGAUCAUGGCCUUUGCCUCCUGGAGGCUCAGCUGGCCACGGGGGGUGUCAUCGCCCCAGGCAGGCACCUCCGUGUCCCCAUGGAGACAGCCUGCGAGUGGGGGUACCUGGACGAGGCCACCAGGCAGCUCCUGUCCAGCCCUCCUGAUGACAUGAAGGGGUUCUUCGACCCCGGCUCCAAGGAGAAGCUGAGCUAUGCAGAGCUGCUCCAGCGCUGCGUCACCGACCCCAGCACGGGGCUCCUGCUGCUGCCGCUCCCUGGGGACGGCAGCGAAGGGUCCCAGGGGACACUCAGCUUCUUUGACCACAGGACCCAGACCGCUCUGGAAAACAUUGAGGUGCCCGUCUCUGUGGGGAAAUUCAAGGGCAAGUCGGUGUCUCUGUGGAAGCUGCUCUUCUCUGACUCCAUCCAGGGUGAGCAAAGAGCCGCGCUGGCUCAGCAGUUCCUGGCCGGAAUGCUCUCCCUGCAAGGGCUGGGAGAGGCCGUCAGAGCCGCCGUUGAGGAACAGGCUGCCACUGCCAACGUCACCUUCAAGGGCCUGAGGGAGCAGGUGACAGCUGACCAGCUCCUGAACUCAGAAAUCAUCAACAAAGACUUGUUCAAGAAACUCAAGGAGGGAGAAACGUCGGCCAAAGAGGUGGUCGGCAUGGACACCGUCAGGAAGUACCUGCAGGGCACGGGAAGCAUCGGGGGGCUGCUGCUCCCCGAUUCCCAGGAGAAGAUCAGCAUCUACCAGGCAAAGCGGAAGGGACUCCUCAGGCCGGGAACGUCUCUGAUUCUCCUGGAGGCACAGGCUGCCACGGGGUUCGUCAUCGACCCCGCUGCCAACAAGAGGUACUCCGUGGACGAGGCUUUACGAGCAAACGUCAUCGGCCCGGACGUGUACGACAAGCUGCUGGCGGCGGAGAAAUCUGUCACUGGCUACCGAGAUCCUUACUCAGGGGGUAAGAUCUCCCUCUUCCAGGCCAUGCAGAAGGAGCUGAUCGUCAGGGACCACGGCAUCCGCCUGCUGGAGGCCCAGAUCGCCACCGGUGGCAUCAUCGACCCCGUCAACAGCCACCGCAUCCCCGUGGAGGUGGCCUACAAGCGUGGCUACUUCGACAAGAAGAUGAAUUUAAUCCUCUCCGACCCCAGCGAUGACACCAAGGGCUUCUUCGACCCCAACACCCACGAGAACCUGACCUACCUGCAGCUGAAGGAGAAAUGCAUCACCGAGCCCUCCACGGGGCUCUGCCUCCUCCCUCUGAACAGCAGGAAGAGGCAGUUCGUGGACGAGGCCACCAGGCAGGUGUUCAGGAGCUCCUGGCUGCCCGUCAGGUUCGGGCGCUUACGGGGGGAGAAGGUCUCCGUGUGGGACCUGCUGAACUCCGAGUACUUCAGCGAGGGGAGGCGCCGGGAGAUUUUCAACCACUUCCAGCUGAGGAAGAUCGGCCUGGAGCAAAUCCGGCUCAUGCUGGAGGAGGAGAUGAAGAAAUGGGCCCCCAUCAAGUUCCCGGCCAUGAGAGGCAAUGUCAGCGCUUAUCACCUGAUGGAAACCGGUGUCAUCGACAGGGCCCUGUUUGAGCAGGUGCUGGAGGGGUCCGUCACCCCAGAACAAGUCCUGCACAUGGACUCUGUCAGGAAGUACCUCUACGGCUCGGGCAGCAUCGGGGGGAUUGUGCUCCAGCCAUCCAACCAGAGAAUGAGCAUUUACGAGGCCAUGAAGCAGAACAUCGUGGUGCCAGGAGUGGCCCUGCCCCUGCUGGAGGCCCAGGCUGCCACGGGCUUCAUUAUUGACCCCGUGAACAACCAGAAGCUCUGCGUGGAUGAGGCCGUCAAGGAGGGAGUCAUCGGGCCAGAUGUCCACGAGAAGCUGCAGCAGGCGGAAGGGGCCGUGACGGGCUAUAAAGACCCUUUCACGGGCAAGAAGAUCCCCCUUUUCCAGGCGAUGAAGAAGGGCCUGAUCGCGGACAAGCAGGCCAUGCAGCUGAUGGAGGUGCAGAUGGCCACAGGAGGCAUCAUCGACCCAACGUGCGGCCACCACAUCCCCCUGGAGUCGGCCCAGCAGCGAGGCUGCCUGGAUGAGGACACCAGCAAGGCCCUCUCCAAGCCCAGCGAUGACCACAGAGUGUUCUGCCUCCCGGACAGCAAAGAGAGCGUGACCUACGCCGAGCUCAUCCAGCACUGCCAGAAGGACGACGUCUCUGGCUUCCACUUGCUGCCUCUGGCACAGACAGCUGCUCCUGCCUACACCGAUGAGCAAAUCCAACAGAUUUUCAAGGAAACCUUGGUGAAGGAAAAAGGAGUCUCCCUCUGGGAGCUCAUGCACUCGGGGUAUUUCACUGAGGAGCAGAGGAGUGACUUCGUGGAGAGGUUCCGCUCAGAGGAGCUGUCGCUGGAGCAGCUGGUGGCUCUGGUGCUCAGGCUGGUGGGGGAGAUGGAGAUGAAAGCCAAGACCCAGAUCUCCCUGGAAGGCCUGAGGGGCAGUGUCCCUGUGGUCUGGCUGCUGGACACGGGCAUCAUUUCCCAGAAGACGUUUGAAGAACUGGCUCAGGGUGUAAGAACUCCCCAAGAAGUGGCUGCAAUGGAGAGCGUAAAGAGGUACUUGAAGGGCACAGGCAGCAUUGCUGGGGUCUUCAUAGAGGCAUCCAAACAGAAGAUGAGCUUCUAUGAUGCCAUGAAAAACAACCUCCUCCUCCCUGGGACUGCUCUGAGGCUGCUCGAGGCUCAGGCAGCCACAGGGUACCUGACUGACCCUGCCACAAACCAGAGGCUCAGCGUGAGGGACGCCGUGAGGGCGGCUGUUGUUGGAGAGGAGCUGUCUGAGAAACUCCUUCUGGCUGAGAGGGCUGUGACAGGCUACACAGACCCCUACACCGGGGGCUCCAUCUCCCUGUGCCAAGCGCUCAGGAAGGAGCUCAUCCCCCUGGCAGAGGCUGUGCCCUUGCUGGAGGCCCAGCUGGCCACGGGAGGGGUGGUUGAUCCCAUCCACCACCUCCACCUGCCUCUCCAGGCUGCCUGCAGGUACGGCUUCUAUGACGAGGACCUGAAGCAAACCCUCUCUCAGCUGGAUGACAGCACCAAGACCUUUUUUGACCCAAACACCAAGGAGAACGUGACUUACCAGCAGCUGAAGGACCGGUGCAUUUGCGAGGCCGAGUCGGGUCUGUGGCUCCUCCCUCUGUCAGAAAACGCGAUGUUCUGCGUGGACGAACAGACCAUGAAGGUGCUGAAAUCUGUGACUGUUUGUGUCAAUGUGGGGCGGUUCAAAGGACAGACCGUGUCUGUCUGGGACCUCCUCAACUCUGAAUACUUCUCAGACAGCCAGAGAAGAGAGCUGGUGCAAAAGUACAAAGAUGAGAAGGCUGAAGUGCUGCAGGAAAUCACAACAAUUAUCACCACAAUCAUCCAAGAGACUGAGGCACAGGGCAAGAAGUUUGCCUUCAAGGGCCUGAGGAAAAGAGUUUCUGCCAGUGACCUCUUCCAGUCCCAGCUGAUCGACAAAAAAACCCUCGAUGAGCUCAACCAGGGGAAGAAAACAGUCGAAGAAGUGACUGAGAUGGAGUCUGUGCGCAGGUACCUGGAGGGCAGUAAUUUCAUAGCAGGGGUCCUUAUCCAGCCAAGCAAUGAGAAGAUGAGCAUCUACAAGGCCAUGUGGAAGGGCAUCCUGAGGCCAGGGACCGCCCUGGUGCUGCUGGAGGCACAGGCAGCCACCGGCUACAUCAUCGACCCUGAGAAAAACAAGAAGUUUUCGGUGGAGGAAGCGUUAGAGGUGGGUCUGAUUGGAGGGGAGAUUUUUGAAAAGCUGCUCUGUGCAGAGAGAGCCGUGACGGGCUACACUGACCCCUACACCAAAGCCCCAAUGUCCCUGUUUGAAGCCAUGAACCAAGGGCUGAUUGUGAAGAGCCACGGCAUCCGCCUGCUGGAGGCCCAGAUCGCCACGGGCGGCAUCAUCGACCCCGUGCACAGCCACCGUGUCCCCGUGGAGGUGGCCUACAAGCGUGGCUACUUCAACCAGGAGAUGAACCAGAUCCUCUCGGACCCCAGUGAUGACACCAAGGGCUUCUUCGACCCCAACACCCACGAGAACCUGACCUAUAUGCAGCUCCUGGAGAGAUGUGUCCAAGACCCGGACACGGGGCUGUACAUGCUGCAGGUUGUAAAGGAGGGAGGAAAGUACUUCUACAUUGAUGAGUCCACAAAGCAGGCUUUGCGCUCAAAGCUCCUUCAAGUGAAAGUUGGAAAGUUUAAGGACCAAACCGUUUCUGUCUGGGAAGUCCUCUGCUCUCACUACAUCUCAGAGCAGAAAAGAAAAGAGCUGGUGAUGCAGUACAAAAGCAAAAACCUAGCACUGGAAGAGCUGAUAUCCCUCAUUUUAAAAAUCAUCGAGGACACAGAGCGAAGAGGAGAAGCCCUCAAGGUCAGAGGACUGCGGGGCGAGGUGUCGGUAUCAGAAUUGUUCAACUCUGAGAUAAUUGACAAGAAAACUCUGGAUCAGCUGCAGGACGGGAGCCUCCCACUUGUCAGCCUCACAAAGAGGGACACCAUCCAAAGGUACCUGGACGGCACUGGGUGCAUCGCUGGGGUUCUCCUCCCGCUGAGGAAAGAGGUGAUGAGCAUCUACCAGGCGCUGAAGAAAGGCCUCCUCACUGAGCAAUGUGCCCUGGGGCUGCUGGAGGCACAGGCGGCCACCGGCUUCCUCCUUGACCCCCGGAACCACCAGAAGCUCUCUGUGGACGAGGCCGUGUCCUCCGGGCUGGUAGGCAGCGAGCUGCACGAGCAGCUGCUGUCAGCAGAGAAAGCCGUGACGGGAUACAUAGACCCUCAAACAGGAAGAAAAAUAUCUCUCUUCCAGGCUGUGAGACAGAAGGUAAUAGUCAGGGAUCACGGCAUCCGCCUGCUCGAGGCCCAGCUCGCCACUGGUGGCAUCGUUGACCCCUGGCAUGGCCACCGCCUGCCCCUGGAGGUGGCCUACAAGCGCGGGCACCUGGACGAGGACAUGUUCCUGCUGCUUUCGGAUCCAGAUCACGGCAGCAAAGGCUUUAUAGAUCCAAAUACUCAUGAGAAGAUCAGUUACAGCCAGCUCCUGCAGCGGUGUGCCAAAGACAGGGAGAGCGGCUUGUACCUGCUGCAGGUCCUGGAAAAGGAAGGCGACUAUUUCUACAUUGAUGAGCAAACCAAAAACGCCCUGUUGUGCACAAAGGUCCAGGUGCCUGUGGGGAAAUACAAGGGACAGGUGUUAUCGCUGUGGGAGCUUCUCUGCUCCGAGUACAUCACAGAGGAGAAGAGAAAAGAACUGGUGAAAAAGUACAAAGCGGAAUCCCAACACAUUGUGCAAGGAAUCAUUGAGACAAUACUGAAGAUCAUCAGGGAAAAAGAAGAGGACAGAAGCGAUGUCUGGUUCCAGGGAAUCCGACAGCAAAUUACAGCAUCAGAACUACUCAGUGCGCAAAUAAUUACAGAGGAAACAAUAGAAAAACUCCAUGAAGGAAAAGAGACGGCACAAGAAAUAGCAAAAAUGGAGAGUGUGAGGAGGUACCUUGAGGGAACUGGAAGCAUUGCUGGUGUGCUGGUGCCCUCCAAGGCCAAGCCGGGCAAGAUGGAGAAGAUGAGCAUCUACCAGGCCAUGUGGAAGGGCAUCCUGAGGCAGGGCACGGCCCUGGUGCUGCUGGAGGCCCAGGCGGCCACGGGUUUCAUCACUGAUCCAGUGAAGAACCAGAAGCUCUCUGUGGACGAGGCUGUGUCCUCUGGGCUGGUGGGCAGUGAACUGAAAAACAAACUUCUAAGUGCCGAGAGAGCUGUGACGGGCUACACCCACCCGUACACCGGACAAAAAAUGUCCCUGUUCCAGGCCAUGAAACAGGAUCUCAUCGUCAGGGACCACGGCAUCCGCCUGCUGGAGGCCCAGAUCGCCACGGGCGGCAUCAUCGACCCCGUGCACAGCCACCGCCUGCCCGUGGAGGUGGCCUACAAGCGUGGCUACUUUGACCAGGAGAUGAGCCAGAUCCUCUCAGACCCUGGCGAUGACACCAAGGGCUUCUUCGACCCCAACACCCACGAGAACCUGACCUACCUGCAGCUGCUGCGCCGCUGCGUGCCCGACCCGGACACGGGGCUGCUGAUGCUGCAGCUGAUGGACAAGGGCUCCGUGCUCUACCAGCUGAGCGAGGAUGCCCGCAAAGCCCUGCAGACCGCCCGCACCUCGCUGGCUGUGGGGCUCUUCCAGGGCCAGAGCGUCACCGUCUGGGAGCUCCUCUUCUCCCGCUACGUCCCUGAGCACCGGCGCCAGGACCUCCUGCGCCGGUACAAGGCAGGGACAGUCACCGUUGCACAGAUGAUCGACAUCCUCGUGGACAUCAUCGCCAGGGCUGAAGCCCAAGGCAACGGUGCCAACGGAGUCCCCAAGGCCACAGAAAAGGAGGUCCUGCCUGAACCAACCCAGAACGGCAGUGCCUCAAACUCUCAGAAGGAACAGGAAGAGAAAAAGGAACGGGAGCAGGAGCUGGAGCUGGAGCGGUCCCUCAAGUCCCACACGGUCGAGGUCUCGGCAGGUGGCUUCCACGGCAGGAAGGUGUCCCUGUGGGAGCUGCUCUUCUCCAAGUUUGUGUCAGAGGCCAAGCGUCAGGAGCUGCUGGGGCGGCUGCGGGCCGGGAGCCUGGCGCUGGCCGAGCUGGCCACGCUGCUCACCCUGCUGGUGGAGGAGGCGGCGCAGCGCAGCAGCAGCGUGAAAUUCACGGGCCUCAGGAGGCAGGUGAGCGCCUCGGACCUGCUGGACUCGGGCAUCAUCGACACGGGCACGCUGGCCGACCUGGUGCAGGGCGCCAGGACGGUGCAGGAGGUGACGCAGAUGGCCUCGGUCAAGCGCUACCUGGACGGCACGGGCGUCAUCGCCGGCGUGCUGGUGCCCUCCAAGGCCGAGCCAAGCAAGAUGGAGAAGAUGAGCAUCUACCAGGCCAUGUGGAAGGGCAUCCUGAGGCAGGGCACGGCCCUGGUGCUGCUGGAGGCCCAGGCGGCCACGGGCUUCCUGGUGGACCCGGUCAAGAACCAGAAGCUCUCUGUGGACGAGGCCGUGUCCUCUGGGCUGGUGGGCAGCGAGCUGCACGAGAAGCUGCUGUCGGCCGAGCGGGCCGUGACGGGCUACUCGGACCCCUACACGGGCGACAAGAUCUCCCUGUUCCAGGCCAUGAAGAAGGAGCUGAUCGUCAGGGACCACGGCAUCCGCCUGCUGGAGGCCCAGAUCGCCACGGGCGGCAUCAUCGACCCCGUGCACAGCCACCGUGUCCCUGUCGAGGUGGCCUACAAGCGUGGCUACUUUGACCAGGAGAUGAGCCAGAUCCUCUCAGACCCUGGCGACGACACCAAGGGCUUCUUCGACCCCAACACCCACGAGAACCUGACCUACCUGCAGCUGCUGCGCCGCUGCGUGCCCGACCCGGACACGGGGCUGCUGAUGCUGCAGCUGAUGGACAAGGGCUCCGUGCUCUACCAGCUGAGCGAGGAUGCCCGCAAAGCCCUGCAGGCCACCCGCACCUCGCUGGCUGUGGGGCUCUUCCAGGGCCAGAGCGUCACCGUCUGGGAGCUCCUCUUCUCCCGCUACGUCCCUGAGCACCGGCGCCAGGACCUCCUGCGUCGGUACAAGGCAGGGACAGUCACCGUUGCACAGAUGAUCGACAUCCUCGUGGACAUCAUUGAAAGAGCUGAGGCCCAGGGCCACGGUGCCAACGGAGUCCCCAAGGCCACAGAAAAGGAGGUCCUGCCUGAACCAACCCAGAACGGCAGUGCCUCAGACUCGCAGAAGGAAGAGGAAGAGAAAAAGGAACGGGAGCAGGAGCUGGAGCUGGAGCGGUCCCUCAAGUCCCACACGGUCGAGGUCUCGGCAGGUGGCUUCCACGGCAGGAAGGUGUCCCUGUGGGAGCUGCUCUUCUCCAAGUUUGUGUCAGAGGCCAAGCGUCAGGAGCUGCUGGGGCGGCUGCGGGCCGGGAGCCUGGCGCUGGCCGAGCUGGCCACGCUGCUCACCCUGCUGGUGGAGGAGGCGGCGCAGCGCAGCAGCAGCGUGAAAUUCACGGGCCUCAGGAGGCAGGUGAGCGCCUCGGACCUGCUGGACUCGGGCAUCAUCGACACGGGCACGCUGGCCGACCUGGUGCAGGGCGCCAGGACGGUGCAGGAGGUGACGCAGAUGGCCUCGGUCAAGCGCUACCUGGACGGCACGGGCAUCAUCGCCGGCGUGCUGGUGCCCUCCAAGGCCGAGCCAAGCAAGAUGGAGAAGAUGAGCAUCUACCAGGCCAUGUGGAAGGGCAUCCUGAGGCAGGGCACGGCCCUGGUGCUGCUGGAGGCCCAGGCGGCCACGGGCUUCCUGGUGGACCCGGUCAAGAACCAGAAGCUCUCAGUGGACGAGGCUGUGUCCUCUGGGCUGGUGGGCAGCGAGCUGCACGAGAAGCUGCUGUCGGCCGAGCGGGCCGUGACGGGCUACUCGGACCCCUACACGGGCGACAAGAUCUCCCUGUUCCAGGCCAUGAAGAAGGAGCUGAUCGUCAGGGACCACGGCAUCCGCCUGCUGGAGGCCCAGAUCGCCACGGGCGGCAUCAUCGACCCCGUGCACAGCCACCGUGUCCCUGUCGAGGUGGCCUACAAGCGUGGCUACUUUGACCAGGAGAUGAGCCAGAUCCUCUCAGACCCUGGUGACGACACCAAGGGCUUCUUCGACCCCAACACCCACGAGAACCUGACCUACCUGCAGCUGCUGCGCCGCUGCGUGCCCGACCCGGACACGGGGCUGCUGAUGCUGCAGCUGAUGGACAAGGGCUCCGUGCUCUACCAGCUGAGCGAGGAUGCCCGCAAAGCCCUGCAGGCCACCCGCACCUCGCUGGCUGUGGGGCUCUUCCAGGGCCAGAGCGUCACCGUCUGGGAGCUCCUCUUCUCCCGCUACGUCCCUGAGCACCGGCGCCAGGACCUCCUGCGCCGGUACAAGGCGGGGACAGUCACCGUUGCACAGAUGAUCGACAUCCUCGUGGACAUCGUUGAAAGAGCUGAGGCCCAGGGCCACGGUGCCAACGGAGUCCCCAAGUCCACAGAAAAGGAGGUCCUGCCUGAACCAACCCAGAACGGCAGUGCCUCAGACUCCCAGAAGGAACAGGAAGAGAAAAAGGAACGGGAGCAGGAGCUGGAGCUGGAGCGGUCCCUCAAGUCCCACACGGUCGAGGUCUCGGCAGGUGGCUUCCACGGCAGGAAGGUGUCCCUGUGGGAGCUGCUCUUCUCCAAGUUUGUGUCACAGGCCAAGCGUCAGGAGCUGCUGGGGCGGCUGCGGGCCGGGAGCCUGGCGCUGGCCGAGCUGGCCACGCUGCUCACCCUGCUGGUGGAGGAGGCGGCGCAGCGCAGCAGCAGCGUGAAAUUCACGGGCCUCAGGAGGCAGGUGAGCGCCUCGGACCUGCUGGACUCGGGCAUCAUCGACACGGGCACGCUGGCCGACCUGGUGCAGGGCGCCAGGACGGUGCAGGAGGUGAGGCAGAUGGCCUCGGUCAAGCGCUACCUGGACGGCACGGGCGUCAUCGCCGGCGUGCUGGUGCCCUCCAAGGCCGAGCCAAGCAAGAUGGAGAAGAUGAGCAUCUACCAGGCCAUGUGGAAGGGCAUCCUGAGGCAGGGCACGGCCCUGGUGCUGCUGGAGGCCCAGGCGGCCACGGGCUUCCUGGUGGACCCGGUCAAGAACCAGAAGCUCUCUGUGGACGAGGCUGUGUCCUCUGGGCUGGUGGGCAGCGAGCUGCACGAGAAGCUGCUGUCGGCCGAGCGGGCCGUGACGGGCUACUCGGACCCCUACACGGGCGACAAGAUCUCCCUGUUCCAGGCCAUGAAGAAGGAGCUGAUCGUCAGGGACCACGGCAUCCGCCUGCUGGAGGCCCAGAUCGCCACGGGCGGCAUCAUCGACCCCGUGCACAGCCACCGUGUCCCUGUGGAGGUGGCCUACAAGCGUGGCUACUUUGACCAGGAGAUGAGCCAGAUCCUCUCAGACCCUGGUGACGACACCAAGGGCUUCUUCGACCCCAACACCCACGAGAACCUGACCUACCUGCAGCUGCUGCGCCGCUGCGUGCCCGACCCGGACACGGGGCUGCUGAUGCUGCAGCUGAUGGACAAGGGCUCCGUGCUCUACCAGCUGAGCGAGGAUGCCCGCAAAGCCCUGCAGGCCACCCGCACCUCGCUGGCUGUGGGGCUCUUCCAGGGCCAGAGCGUCACCGUCUGGGAGCUCCUCUUCUCCCGCUACGUCCCUGAGCACCGGCGCCAGGACCUCCUGCGCCGGUACAAGGCGGGGACAGUCACCGUUGCACAGAUGAUCGACAUCCUCGUGGACAUCGUUGAAAGAGCUGAGGCCCAGGGCCACGGUGCCAAGGGAGUCCCCAAGGCCACAGAAAAGGAGGUCCUGCCUGAACCAACCCAGAACGGCAGUGCCUCAGACUCCCAGAAGGAACAGGAAGAGAAAAAGGAACGGGAGCAGGAGCUGGAGCUGGAGCGGUCCCUCAAGUCCCACACGGUCGAGGUCUCGGCAGGUGGCUUCCACGGCAGGAAGGUGUCCCUGUGGGAGCUGCUCUUCUCCAAGUUUGUGUCACAGGCCAAGCGUCAGGAGCUGCUGGGGCGGCUGCGGGCCGGGAGCCUGGCGCUGGCCGAGCUGGCCACGCUGCUCACCCUGCUGGUGGAGGAGGCGGCGCAGCGCAGCAGCAGCGUGAAAUUCACGGGCCUCAGGAGGCAGGUGAGCGCCUCGGACCUGCUGGACUCGGGCAUCAUCGACACGGGCACGCUGGCCGACCUGGUGCAGGGCGCCAGGACGGUGCAGGAGGUGAGGCAGAUGGCCUCGGUCAAGCGCUACCUGGACGGCACGGGCGUCAUCGCCGGCGUGCUGGUGCCCUCCAAGGCCGAGCCAAGCAAGAUGGAGAAGAUGAGCAUCUACCAGGCCAUGUGGAAGGGCAUCCUGAGGCAGGGCACGGCCCUGGUGCUGCUGGAGGCCCAGGCGGCCACGGGCUUCCUGGUGGACCCGGUCAAGAACCAGAAGCUCUCUGUGGACGAGGCUGUGUCCUCUGGGCUGGUGGGCAGCGAGCUGCACGAGAAGCUGCUGUCGGCCGAGCGGGCCGUGACGGGCUACUCGGACCCCUACACGGGCGACAAGAUCUCCCUGUUCCAGGCCAUGAAGAAGGAGCUGAUCGUCAGGGACCACGGCAUCCGCCUGCUGGAGGCCCAGAUCGCCACGGGCGGCAUCAUCGACCCCGUGCACAGCCACCGUGUCCCUGUGGAGGUGGCCUACAAGCGUGGCUACUUUGACCAGGAGAUGAGCCAGAUCCUCUCAGACCCUGGCGACGACACCAAGGGCUUCUUCGACCCCAACACCCACGAGAACCUGACCUACCUGCAGCUGCUGCGCCGCUGCGUGCCCGACCCGGACACGGGGCUGCUGAUGCUGCAGCUGAUGGACAAGGGCUCCGUGCUCUACCAGCUGAGCGAGGAUGCCCGCAAAGCCCUGCAGGCCACCCGCACCUCGCUGGCUGUGGGGCUCUUCCAGGGCCAGAGCGUCACCGUCUGGGAGCUCCUCUUCUCCCGCUACGUCCCUGAGCACCGGCGCCAGGACCUCCUGCGCCGGUACAAGGCGGGGACAGUCACCGUUGCACAGAUGAUCGACAUCCUCGUGGACAUCGUUGAAAGAGCUGAGGCCCAGGGCCACGGUGCCAAGGGAGUCCCCAAGGCCACAGAAAAGGAGGUCCUGCCUGAACCAACCCAGAACGGCAGUGCCUCAGACUCCCAGAAGGAACAGGAAGAGAAAAAGGAACGGGAGCAGGAGCUGGAGCUGGAGCGGUCCCUCAAGUCCCACACGGUCGAGGUCUCGGCAGGUGGCUUCCACGGCAGGAAGGUGUCCCUGUGGGAGCUGCUCUUCUCCAAGUUUGUGUCACAGGCCAAGCGUCAGGAGCUGCUGGGGCGGCUGCGGGCCGGGAGCCUGGCGCUGGCCGAGCUGGCCACGCUGCUCACCCUGCUGGUGGAGGAGGCGGCGCAGCGCAGCAGCAGCGUGAAAUUCACGGGCCUCAGGAGGCAGGUGAGCGCCUCGGACCUGCUGGACUCGGGCAUCAUCGACACGGGCACGCUGGCCGACCUGGUGCAGGGCGCCAGGACGGUGCAGGAGGUGACGCAGAUGGCCUCGGUCAAGCGCUACCUGGACGGCACGGGCGUCAUCGCCGGCGUGCUGGUGCCCUCCAAGGCCGAGCCAAGCAAGAUGGAGAAGAUGAGCAUCUACCAGGCCAUGUGGAAGGGCAUCCUGAGGCAGGGCACGGCCCUGGUGCUGCUGGAGGCCCAGGCGGCCACGGGCUUCCUGGUGGACCCGGUCAAGAACCAGAAGCUCUCUGUGGACGAGGCUGUGUCCUCUGGGCUGGUGGGCAGCGAGCUGCACGAGAAGCUGCUGUCGGCCGAGCGGGCCGUGACGGGCUACUCGGACCCCUACACGGGCGACAAGAUCUCCCUGUUCCAGGCCAUGAAGAAGGAGCUGAUCGUCAGGGACCACGGCAUCCGCCUGCUGGAGGCCCAGAUCGCCACGGGCGGCAUCAUCGACCCUGUGCACAGCCACCGCCUGCCCGUGGAGGUGGCCUACAAGCGUGGCUACUUUGACCAGGAGAUGAACCAGAUCCUCUCAGACCCUGGCGAUGACACCAAGGGCUUCUUCGACCCCAACACCCACGAGAACCUGACCUACCUGCAGCUGCUGCGCCGCUGCGUGCCCGACCCGGACACGGGGCUGCUCAUGCUGCAGCUGAUGGACAAGGGCUCCGUGCUCUACCAGCUGAGCGAGGAUGCCCGCAAAGCCCUGCAGGCCACCCGCACCUCGCUGGCUGUGGGGCUCUUCCAGGGCCAGAGCGUCACCGUCUGGGAGCUCCUCUUCUCCCGCUACGUCCCUGAGCACCGGCGCCAGGACCUCCUGCGCCGGUACAAGGCGGGGACAGUCACCGUUGCACAGAUGAUCGACAUCCUCGUGGACAUCGUUGAAAGAGCUGAGGCCCAGGGCCACGGUGCCAACGGAGUCCCCAAGUCCCCAGAAAAGGAGGUCCUGCCUGAACCAACCCAGAACGGCAGUGCCUCAAACUCCCAGAAGGAACAGGAACAGAAAAAGGAACGGGAGCAGGAGCUGGAGCUGGAGCGGUCCCUCAAGUCCCACACGGUCGAGGUCUCGGCAGGUGGCUUCCACGGCAGGAAGGUGUCCCUGUGGGAGCUGCUCUUCUCCAAGUUUGUGUCAGAGGCCAAGCGUCAGGAGCUGCUGGGGCGGCUGCAGGCCGGGAGCCUGGCGCUGGCCGAGCUGGCCACGCUGCUCACCCUGCUGGUGGAGGAGGCGGCGCAGCGCAGCAGCAGCGUGAAAUUCACGGGCCUCAGGAGGCAGGUGAGCGCCUCGGACCUGCUGGACUCGGGCAUCAUCGACACGGGCACGCUGGCCGACCUGGUGCAGGGCGCCAGGACGGUGCAGGAGGUGAGGCAGAUGGCCUCGGUCAAGCGCUACCUGGACGGCACGGGCGUCAUCGCCGGCGUGCUGGUGCCCUCCAAGGCCGAGCCAAGCAAGAUGGAGAAGAUGAGCAUCUACCAGGCCAUGUGGAAGGGCAUCCUGAGGCAGGGCACGGCCCUGGUGCUGCUGGAGGCCCAGGCGGCCACGGGCUUCCUGGUGGACCCGGUCAAGAACCAGAAGCUCUCAGUGGACGAGGCUGUGUCCUCUGGGCUGGUGGGCAGCGAGCUGCAGGAGAAGCUGCUGUCGGCCGAGCGGGCCGUGACGGGCUACUCGGACCCCUACACGGGCGACAAGAUCUCCCUGUUCCAGGCCAUGAAGAAGGAGCUGAUCGUCAGGGACCACGGCAUCCGCCUGCUGGAGGCCCAGAUCGCCACGGGCGGCAUCAUCGACCCCGUGCACAGCCACCGUGUCCCCGUCGAGGUGGCCUACAAGCGUGGCUACUUUGACCAGGAGAUGAGCCAGAUCCUCUCAGACCCUGGUGACGACACCAAGGGCUUCUUCGACCCCAACACCCACGAGAACCUGACCUACCUGCAGCUGCUGCGCCGCUGCGUGCCCGACCCGGACACGGGGCUUUAUUUCCUCAAUAUUUCUGGAAAAUAAUUGCAAAACCUUUUUAUUUUUUUCCUUAUUUUUGCCUUGGGGAAGAAUGUUGCUAUUGUGAAUAAUUCUUUUGCUGCUGGUGUUUGUCUUUCUUUUUCUUAAUAUGUUUUUACCAUUUAUGAUCCCAGUGAGGAAAUUUCCUUCCUGAUCUCUUUUCUUUACCACCACCCACCCACAUCAGGUGCACCUUUGAAGUGCCUCCCCCUGAGCAGUGUGUUGCAUUGCAUUGUUCAUCUUUCUUUGGUUGCCUUUCAGGAACUCUGGAGGCAGCCUGGGUUAUCUCAGGUCAUUUUGUUGAUGUGUGUCAUCCUCAUUUUCCUCGCACUGGUUUAACUGCAGGUCUUUGUUCCCUAUGGGUGCUGCUGUGAGUGGUAUUUUUAUUCUCUGCCUCUCUUUUCCUGCAUAUGCCAGCUAUUUUCCCCAGAAGCUUUGCAGGAUGACAUUCAGGCUGCAGGUUUUCAAGCCAGGACAGCGCGGAGAGCAGAUUUCUGCGUGGGCAGGAUGCCAGGUUUGCGUUGGGUGUCACUGGCGUGGGACACCUCAUGUGUUUGCUCUCCAUGCCCCAGCCUGUCCUGCCUUCCGGGGGUGUCUGGAGCACAAACAGCCUCAGCCCAGCGUGGUUUGGUCUCUCACUGUGCUUUCCCUCCCUCUGUGGGGAUGGGUCCUCACAGGAGCUGGGUGUGGACGUGGCUGUGCUGUACUUUCAGUCUGUCCAUGCCCGGUGGAGCCUCUGUUCCCUCCUGCUCCUUUUGCCCUCCUGUGUCCCGAGCUGACUCAGCCGCAUGCCACAGCAGAGGAACAGCCCUGGAGCCACUCUUCCGUGCAGUUCAGGGAUGAAUAAUUCUACUGCUGUUUAAUGGAAACAAACUUACCCUCCUCAAAUGUGCAGCCUUGGGGUGUUUGCCUUAAUUAACCGGGUAAUGUCCUGGAAAAUGGACUUUUGGCCACAAGCUUGUACAGCUGAUACCUGGGAACAAGCGUAGAGGAGCUGUGGGGCCCAGGGAAUUGCAGGAGCUCAGAAAAGGAGGGGAAAAAUUAAUGGGAGAAAAGUCAUGGAACCAUGGAAUGGUUUGGGUGGCAAGGGGCCUCAUGUGCCACCCCCUGCCAGGGCAGGGACACCUUCCACUAGCCCAGGCUGCUCCAAGCCCUGUCUAGCCUGGCUCUGGACACUGCCAGGGAUCCAGGGGCAGCCCCAGCUGCUCUGGGCACCUGUGCCAGGGCCUGCCCACCCUCACAGGGAACAAUUCCUUCCAAUAUCUAACCCACACCUACAUUCUUCCAAUUUGAAGCCAUUCCCUGACGCUGUUGAGUCAGAGAUGGAAAGAAAGGCUCCAGUCUUCAGGUAGAAGGCUCAGGAAGAAUCUUUGUUAGCAAGAAGCAGCGAGUGUUAUAGUCUCACUAUAGAAAACAUCUCCCCUUAUUGGUGACUAUGAAUAGCACACUGUGAAGAACCAUGACUAUAAACAGUGGUUACAGAAAGAGA